UCUCUCUCUCUCUUUCUUUUGUGUCGUGAAAACAAAACAAAAAUCUGGCCAACUUGGUUGCGUUGAGAUGAUAAAACUAUUGUUCUGUUAGGCCUUGCAGAAGUGGAUACUAAGCUGAAAACAUUCUUGCAAUAUUGUCAGUUCCAUAAAUCGUCUUCGCUGAAUUGAUUUGUGGUAUCCCAGCGUUCCACAGAAGUGAUCACCAGAGAUGUGAACAGUGUGACCUCGUCCACCUACAGGUCAAACACACAAGUCUCAAAGAAAGAACAUUGUCGACUAAUGCAUGGGUGGCUGUGUGACCAAAUCUUCCUUUACUGUCAACAAACCACAGGAUAUUAGGCUAGCUAGGUUGCACCCAUUUCUGUUUAGCAAAAGUGAUGCAGAGCAGGUCCUACUGAGCUCAGAUGAGGGGGACUAUUUGCUGUAUAUUGACCAUGACAGUGAGAGAAUCAUGCUAUCUGUCAGAAUGAACAGUUACAUCCGACACUAUAGAAUCACAGAGCUGAAUGGAUUGUACUAUCUGGAAGGUCAGCCGUAUGCAUACUUGGACUCCAUCAUUUUGUAUCAUCGUAAAGUCAAACUUAAUGGAGGCAAACUUAAUAAGCAGGCUCACUUAAGUGCCAGGGUGGUACAGAAUUUCGCUCACAGAGUGGCAAGGUCUAAUGGCAAUAUGCAACGCUUCACCAAUAAAAACAGUCCAGAUUUCGAAUCACCUUUGUCCACUGGUUGUCUCCUUGUGCCAUCCGCCACUCGGCCCAGUAGGAAACAUUCUCGCACAAACUCGUAUACAUCAUUGUUGACAACUUCUUCUGACUCGACAUGCAAGCAGCAACGAUUGUAAGGUGAAGCCAAGAGUUGCCUAAAAGCUUUUUUUUUUUAUCACGUCUUUACAUUAGCAACUGAAAUUUUGUUUUGGAAACAUAAAAGUGCUGGAAAAUGGAUAAUUGUGUCUAGUCAAAUUGAUCUCAAUAACUUCAAGUAUCAUACAUUGUAUCUUAUUGUUGUACUGCCCAUGUACAACAAAGUAUUCUUGGGUCUAUUCAUUUUCAUGUCAGAUAUUCUAUAGUCUUUCUGGUACUGAAUGUUAACUUAUAAGACACUCUUCACUAGGACAUGUUAAUGGAGUCAGACAAUUGUCCUUGAUGCACAUAAUCUACUUCCCUAAAAUGCUUGAUUUCCACUCUAAGAUUGCUGCCAUGUGUUUAUGUAUGCAUGUAAAAAAAAAACAAUUGUGUUGUAAGAAUGUUUCACUAUUUCAUGUGUUUGCAAAGAAUUGUUUUGCAUUUAUUGCUUAAUAUUGAAAUGUGAUUGUGUUCCAAAAAAUGUGAAACUUGUUUGAUCUACACUUUUGUAAUUUGUAUUUGUCACAUAGACUCACUCACCUAUGAAUAUGUCAAUGCUACAAUGAAGAUUUUUUAAAUUUUUUUUUUUGAUGUAGAUGAGGAAAAUUUAUAUGACAUAAAUAUGGCAGCUCUUUAUCUUGAGCAAGUGUUUUUAUUUGAAUAGUCCCCCCCUUAUUUGGGAUCAGGUAAAGAUUAUUUUUGGCCAGUUGAAAGAUUAUAUGGCCAGUUAAAAGAUUAUGUUGCCAGUUGAAAGAUUAAAUUAUGUUGGCCAGUUAAAAGAUUAUGUUGACCAGUUGAAAGAUUAUGUUUGCCAGUUGAAAGAUUAUGUUGGCCAGUUAAAAGAUUAUGUUGGCCAGUUGAAAGAUUAUGUUGGCCAGUUGAAAGAUUAUGUUAGCAGUUGAAAGAUUAUGUUGGCAGUUGAAAGAUUAUGUUUGCCAGUUGAACGAUUAUGUUUGCCAGUUGAAAGAUUAUGUUGGCCAGUUAAAAGAUUAUGUUGGCCAGUUGAAAGAUUAUGUUAGCAGUUGAAAGAUUAUGUUGGCCAGUUGAAAGAUUAUGUUAGCAGUUUAAAGAUUAUGUUGGCAGUUGAAAAAUUGUUGGCCAGUUAAAAGAUUACGUUGGCCAGUUGAAAGAUUGUUGGCCAUUUUAAAGAUUAUGUUUGCCAGUUUAAAGAUUAUGUUGGCCAGUUGAAAGAUCCUCCCAGAUUUUGAUUGAAUAAUACACUUUGUCUUGAAAUUGUUGUUAUCCAAUUUCUGGUUGGUAUGUUACUUUAUAUACCAUCUGUCCAGAUUGAGUCUCUUGGAUUAAUGAACUGUUACAAUAUACUACUUAGAAAAACAAAACAGGGUAUGAUAGAAAAAAGGACCAAAAAAGGUUGUCAUUAACUUGUUACACUCUGAGUUGUACAUAUUUAGAUUGAAUCUCCUAUUUAAUUCAACUAUAUUUAUCACGACCUACUAUUUAUAUUAUAUACAGUUUGUUAAGAAAGUAUUUAUUUGUAUUUCUUUGAUGGAUUUGAUGAAGAGUGAACUUUCUGGCUGGCCAGAUUUCUGAAUGUGAUCAAGAAGUCAUGUGAUUUGAAAAUAUACUUAAUUUAUUUCUUUUUCUUUUUGAUUUUGUGAUUUUUUUAAAUUUUUUUUUGGAAUGGUUUCAAGUCUUCUUUUAUAAUUGAUUGAAUUUUAUUUUUGUACCAAAUUUUUUCAAAGUAUUUAUUGAAUGCUCAAUAUUUAACAAACAUACAUUAUUUACAUGCAUGUGUUCUGAAAGAAAUUGAGAGCCCUAUUAUAUCUCAUAAAAUACAGACGUUACUUAAAAAAAAAAGAUGUUUGAAAGAUUAUAUUGGCCAGGUUUCUUUAGUAAGUCUCAAGUAGACAUCAUUUUGAACAGCUGUUGUUUUUUUUCAGACCAGUAAAAAGAACUUUAAAGUGUUUGUAUGAGUCUUGCAAUCUUUCCUGCAAUAAGAAUUAUAGAGAAUCAAUCGUAUGGAAAUGGGUGUAGGGCAGCAGUUCUCAACCUUUAAAGCUCGGCGACCCCUGUUUACAAUACCCCACUCUGCCCUGACCCCCCCUCUCCCCUGCAUACACACAAAGCAAUAGAGGAAUAUACAAAAACAAUAAACUUUUUUGAUGGUCUUUGGCGACCCCUGGCAAAUCAUCAAUCGACUCCCAAGGGGGUCGCGACCCACAGGUUGAGAACCCCUGGUUUAGGGCGUUCUGCAUUGUAGGGGGAGGAGUCAGACCUUUAAAUACUAGUUAAACUAUUUGUAGCUUGACAUCGUAACAUGUAUUAUGACUUUGGACCUAUCUAGAACCCUGCUUACAGUGCUGUUUUUAAGAAAGUGUUUGUACCCAAAUUAAAAACAAAAAAAUUUUACAUUAAACUAGGCAUCAAUAAAACUAGAGAUCAAAGAGCUGCAGGUAUCUUGUGAAACCAAGAGAGCAAAUGAUUUUAUCAAUUUAUUUGUUUCAAUUUUCUGUCUCAUCGCUUUCACAUUGUUAAUGAUAAAAACAAUGUUUAACAAUAAACAAUUUAUCAUUCAGUUUUCUUUGUUACUACCGUCUUUGAUAAUUGAAUUGGAUAUAAAUUUAUUAACAGUUUAGUUGUGUAGACUUCACCUGUCCCUUAGUCUGUUGAGGCACCACACAUAAUCUGAAAACCAUCUCUCACCAUUCCUCUCUGUCUUUUGCCAGGAUUCAUAGGCCUCUGUCUAGUCCUUAAGGGUUGCCCCCCCCCCCUCCCCAUGGUACUGUUUCACUUAGAAAAAGUCAUAGUGAGACUCGAGGAUCUGGUUAUAUGGCUGAAUUAUUUUCAGGACAGUGAUCAGAUGGUUAUAUGGCUGAAUAAUUUCAGGACAGUGAUCAGAUGGUUAUAUGGCUGAAUAAUUUCAGGACAGUGAUCAGAUGGUUAUAUGGCUGAAUAAUUUUAGGACAGUGAUCAGAUGGUUAUAUGGCUGAAUAAUUUCAGGACAGUGAUCAGAUGGUUAUAUGGCUGAAUAAUUUUAGGACAGUGAUCAGAUGGUUAUAUGGCUGAAUAAUUUCAGGACAGUGAUCAGAUGGUUAUAUGGCUGAAUAACUUCAGGACAGUGAUCAGAUGGUUAUAUGGCUGAAUAAUUUUAGGACAGUGAUCAGAUGGUUAUAUGGCUGAACAAUUUUAGGACAGUGGUCAGAUGGUUAUAGCAGAUACCAAUCACUACUGUCAUCCUGUUUCAGAUUUCCCAGUUUGUCAAGUGGUUAAAUUAAUUCUCUGAACAAGAGUAAGAAAGAGACUUGAUGAGGAGACAACCUAAAAAUUUUGAAGAUCUGACAGUGGUCUCUGUGACAUAAUAGUAGUCAUUUUUUUAAAUUAUUUUCCACAUUCUGACAGUAUUAUUAUUUACUCUGACCAUUUGUGGUGCACUAUGUUGCUCUUAAACUUUUUGUCCUUAGUAAAUGUUACAAACAGAGCAGAAUGUUUUGUUUUUGUUUUUUUUAAGAGUUUUGUAUUACUUACCAGUCAGUACCCAUUAGCUCAGAUUCACUAGUUCAUACAUUGUUUCAAUUCAAACGCUGUUUUCAAUGUUUCAAAGUUUAAUUCAAUUUUUAAGCAUUACAGUUUAAAAUUGAAUGACAUUCUAAAAUAUGAUUUAAAAAAUAUGUUCAAAACAGUUUGGCAAAUGGUUAGAAUGAUACAUAGAACUGCAAUAAUAAUAACAUACAAUUUUGUAAAUUGUACUCAGUAAAUCAAUUAGAAAAUAUUUCUUUUGAAGAUUAUGUGAUCAUAAAAUAUAAAAUGUUUCAUUGGCAUGUUUGAUAUUUUGUGCUUGAGGGAAUGUACCUUGUCCACUGAGUACCGGAUGCUAUACAGUUGAUGAAAUGGACUCUAAUGCUAUACAGUUGAUGGAAUGGACUCUAAU
This is a messenger RNA of Biomphalaria glabrata, 4731 nucleotides long. RefSeq lists its product as uncharacterized. Bases 284 to 841 code for a protein of 185 amino acids. Lineage: Eukaryota; Metazoa; Mollusca; Gastropoda; Planorbidae. The record is from RefSeq and is a predicted model, not a curated record. The transcript is spliced from 5 exons.